UUGUUUCAAGGCAUUGAAAAUGGGUUUUAAGGAAGGAUUAAGACCAUUUAUUGGGUUAGAUGGUACAUUCCUUAAAGGAAAAGCCAAGGGACAAGUAUUGGUUGCUAUUGGUCAAGACAGUAUGAACCAAUUUUACCCUCUAGCAUGGACAGUGGUUGAUAAAGAGACCAAGAGGACUUGGAGCUGGUUCUUACAGCAGUUGCAACACUCACUUGAACUCCAUAAUGGCAAAGGAAUAACCUUCAUAUCAGACAUGCAGAAGGGACUGCUUGAUGCAGUAAAGAAUAUACUGCCUGAAGCACAUCAGAGAUUUUGUGUAAAGCACAUUGAGGCAAAUUGGUGCAAAAGGUGGAGUAAAGGUGAGUUGAAGAAGCUUCUGUAGUGGGGUGCAUGGUCCUCCUAUGCUGAGGAGUUUGGAGACCAACUUGAACAGAUGAAGCAGUUGGAUGAACCUGCUGCAAAGGACUUAAUCAACAGGUAUCCUCCGGAAACAUGGUGUAGAGCUUAUCUUGAUACAGUCUGUAAGAAUCAAGGAGUGGACAACAAUUUUACUGAGUCAUUUAAUUCUUGGAUACUUGAAGCAAGGUAUAAGCCCA
Lycium barbarum (goji berry) is the source of this 596-nucleotide messenger RNA. RefSeq lists its product as uncharacterized. The transcript is spliced from 2 exons. The record is from RefSeq and is a predicted model, not a curated record. Bases 20 to 382 code for a protein of 120 amino acids. NCBI's taxonomy places the organism in Eukaryota, Viridiplantae, Streptophyta, Magnoliopsida, Solanales, Solanaceae.